UACCGGAAGCAGGUCUGCCGCUCUGUCGGUACUGAAUUCGAGCGCGGCAUUACUUCUCUGGAUCGCGCGCGAUGCGGGGCAUCAGGGCGUUCGUGGGCUCCGCGGCCCUGUGGGCUCUGCUGGCCGCCCGCUUCGCGGCGGCGGUCGAGCCGGUGAGCAUGGCCAUCGCCAUCGGGGCCGCGUCGAUACUCACCAGUUACCUGACCUACUCGGGCGCGUUCUGCCGCUUCUCCGAGUGCUGCGACGAGGAACGGACCCUCAACGCGUCGGCCCUCAAGCUGAACUUGGAGGCAAAGCUGUUUGGACAGCACCUCGCCACCGAAGUGAUUCUCAAGGCACUGACCGGCUUCAAGAACAAUAAAAAUCCCAAGAAAGCACUGACUCUGUCCAUGCACGGCUGGGCUGGCACGGGCAAAAAUUUUGUCAGCCAGAUUGUGGCUGAGAGCCUCCACCCAAAAGGCCUGAAGAGUAACUUUGUCCACCUGUUCGUCUCUACCCUGCACUUCCCUCAUGAGCAGAAGACAAAACUGUACCAGGACCAGCUCCAGAAGUGGAUCCGAGGUAAUGUGAGCGCGUGUGGCAGCUCCGUCUUCAUCUUUGAUGAGAUGGAUAAGUUGCAUCCCGGGAUCAUUGAUGCAAUCAAGCCCUUCCUCGACUACUAUGAGCAGGUGGAUGGGAUUUCCUACCGCAAAGCCGUCUUCAUCUUCCUCAGUAAUGCAGGCGGGGACCUGAUAACUCAGACAGCCCUGGACUUCUGGCGGGCAGGAAGGAAGAGGGAAGAGAUCCAGCUGAAGGACCUGGAGUCUGUGCUGUCCGUGGGCGUCUUCAACAACAAACACAGUGGUCUGUGGCACAGUGGGCUGAUAGACAAGAACCUCAUCGACUACUUUAUCCCCUUCCUGCCCUUGGAGUACAAACAUGUCAAGAUGUGUGUGCGGGCAGAGAUGCGGGCCCGAGGGCAUGCUGUCAACGAAGACAUCGUCACCAGGGUGGCAGAUGAAAUGACAUUUUUCCCCAAAGACGAGAAGAUCUACUCGGACAAGGGCUGCAAGACUGUGCAGUCACGGCUAGAUUUCUAUUGAGCUCUUCAUCCCAUGGGGUAGGAAGAUCCAGGGGAGGGGAGCCUCCCACCCCCUCCGGGGCCUUGCCUUGUGGAAACACUUUGAAGACCCCCCUUGGGGCUUUGCACAUUUGCACCCGUGGACUCUGGGGAUGUUGUCAGUGCUGCAUGGCAGCAUCUCAAGAUGAACUUGUAGAACCUAACACUGCUACUGUGAACCAAGUGCCUAGAGACAUGAACACAGGAGGCCUGUGAACACAUCCUGUGUGGUCAAGGUACUGUGGCUCAGGUGCCACUAAUGGGCUGCAGCCUUGAGGAACCAGGUUUUUCCUUCUAGGAGCACCCACCUGUGUCUGGGGUUUUUUUUUUUUGUGUGUGUGUUUUUUUUGUUUGUUUUUUCCUUGCCCUGAGCUGGCACUCCAUGACAGUUUUCAGAAGCUAGUGGCAUUGACAGAUGCUUGGUCUCUGAGGCUCCUGUGGCACAUUGGGACACAGCCUUUUGAGGCUAUUCCUUUCCUUAGCUGCUGCUCUCGCAGCCCCCGCUGUGGAAUUCUCUCACCUGUCUCCUCUGUGUGUGGGUCUGCCUUCGACCUUGUCCUAGCCUCAUCCUGGGCCUGUCAGAACAGACUGAAGCUUUGGAAGUCUUGGUUCCUGUUUGCCUGUUAAACUUACUCUGAAGGUACAGCAUGCAUAGGAAGAGUGAGCUCUGGGCCAGGGCCCCCUGGCCACACACCGUAUGCUUAGACUCUGUCCAAAGGAGUGCCACACAUACCAGAGAUGUCGGUUUUUUUAAAGGACAUGAAUAUUUUUAAAACAUGUUUUUACUUCUAAAUCUUAGGUAAUAAAGUAUAAGGUGCCGUAUAUUUUAAAACCUAAGAAGUGCCCAGUUAGUGGUGGUGGCACACCCAUGUCUUUAGUCCAGCACUUGGGAGGUGAGGCAGGUGGAUCUCUGAAUUUGAGGACAGCCUGAUCUACAAAGUGAGUUUCAGAACAGCCAGGGCUGUUACACAGAGAAACCCUGUCUCAGAAACCAAAAACUUAGGAAGGACAUAAAAUAGAGUAAGUAUCCUUAGUAUUCCCAGGCUUUUAUUGUUGCUGGGUGUGGGGGCACAGUGCCCACCAUCCUAGCAGGAAGAUCAGGAUUCAGGGUUCCUCUGCUAUGUUGUGAAUUGAGGCCAGCUUGAGCUACAUGAAACUCUUUAAAGAGGGCAGAAAAGGGUUUUGGGGUCAAAUGGGCAGCAUGGAAUGAUAUGGACACAAUUUUAGACUCCACGGUCCCUCAGUUUGUGGUGGGUCUCGGGUGUCCUCUCAGGGUGAUGUCCUUAGGCAGCACUGGGCCGGGCUGCUCUGACGGUUGGAAAGCCAGCCUGCAGUUCUGGCCUUGUGAGCCGCUCUGCUCUGUCCCACAGUCUCCAUGCAGCCACAGACAUGAGAACUCUGCCCUGUGUUUACAGAAUGUGGGAGAAUGGCUUUUUCUAACAUGGAAACGCCUUAUUAGAGAAUCACAUUUAGUCUUUUAAAAAUGCCAAGGUGAACUGGGUAUGGUGGUGCACACCUUUAGUCCCAGGACCUGAGAGGCCAGUCUAGGCCACCACACAAGGGAAUAGCAGGCCCGUGGUAUACAUGCCUGUAAUCCUAACACUUGGGAAGACGAGUUUAAAACCAGCUGAGCUACAUACAAAGAGGAAACAAAGCCUGCCAAAGUGAGGCUGGCUUCCAUGUCAUGUUCUUGAGUUGGAGCCAAGUCACCAUUUAACCUGUUGAGUGCCUGAUCAAGAAGAAACAAGCUUUUCUGUUUACAAUGAUGCAAUAUGUAGACACGUGUUGGCCACCUUUGGACUGUUGCUGUUACUGAUCUGUAGCCUGGAAAGGCCUGGGCCUGGCCCAGCUUCUCCACCCUGUGAGAAGGCAUGAGGAGAGCUGGACACGGACUAAUAAAGCCAAUGCAUUGUCACUUUUA
Messenger RNA from Microtus oregoni (creeping vole), 3020 nucleotides. RefSeq names its product torsin family 1 member B (gene Tor1b). Gene Ontology annotation, cellular component: endoplasmic reticulum lumen; nuclear envelope; endoplasmic reticulum. NCBI's taxonomy places the organism in Eukaryota, Metazoa, Chordata, Mammalia, Rodentia, Cricetidae. The transcript has 5 exons. Bases 72 to 1082 code for a protein of 336 amino acids. The record is from RefSeq and is a predicted model, not a curated record. Gene Ontology annotation, molecular function: kinesin binding; ATP binding; ATP hydrolysis activity. Gene Ontology annotation, biological process: protein localization to nucleus; nuclear membrane organization.